Messenger RNA from Acanthaster planci (crown-of-thorns starfish), 2933 nucleotides. RefSeq lists its product as uncharacterized. The record is from RefSeq and is a predicted model, not a curated record. Lineage: Eukaryota; Metazoa; Echinodermata; Asteroidea; Valvatida; Acanthasteridae. Gene Ontology annotation, biological process: protein phosphorylation. Gene Ontology annotation, molecular function: protein kinase activity; ATP binding.
GGAAUGCGUCCUAAAGGGUCGGAUACCAGACACAAGUCGGCGUUCAUGUCCUGGCAACGCACGACGUACAUGUAUGUGACGUGACGUAUGUAUAGUCCCAGGACCUAGCGACCCAAAAAGGUCUUAAGCCACCAUGCCUCCUGCACGAGGUGUCAAAAAACCCAAGGAUGACAAAAGCGACCACCGUGUGCUGGCCAACCGCUACUUGGUGGAGAAAAAGCUGGGCAGCGGCAACUAUGGCACGGCGUACCUGGUGCAUGACAACAAGGCUAACACCAACAAGGGGGAAGAGGAAUGGAAAGUCUUGAAGGAGAUAUCGUGCAGCGAUUUGGCACCAGACGAGACGGUGGACGCCAUGCACGAGGCCAAGCUUUUGUCCAAGUUGCACCAUCCCAACAUCGUCAGGUUCAACGACAGCUUCCUGGAUGGGGAGUUCUUCUGCAUCAUCACAGAAUACUGCGAGGGCGGGGAUCUAGACGACAAGAUCACGGCCUGCAAGAAAUCCGGUCGGCAGUUUGACCAGAACCUGAUCAUGGAUUGGUUUGUACAGUUGGUGCUUGCCGUUCAGCACAUGCAUAGCAGGAGAGUCCUCCAUCGAGAUUUAAAGACCCGAAACAUCUUCUUGAAGAACAACAUGAUCAAGAUCGGUGACUUUGGCAUUUCCCGCGUGCUGAUGGGCACCACCGACAUGGCCAGCACGUUCACCGGUACCCCGUACUACAUGAGCCCUGAAGUGCUAAAACAUGAGGGCUACAAUUCCAAAUCAGAUGUUUGGUCCAUUGCCUGCAUACUCUACGAGUUGUGUUCCCUCCAGCAUGCCUUUGAGGGCCAGUCACUGAUGGGCGUCAUGUACAAGAUAGUGGAAGGAAAAAUCCCAGAGAUACCAAAGAAGUACGACAGCAACAUCCAAGAGCUGUUGAAUAUAAUGUUGAACCGAGAUCCUGACAAGAGGCCGUCAGCCACCGAAGUGACAAAGUUACCAUUUGUGUUGCGACACAUGGAGAAGAUGAAGAGGCGCAUCGUGGAGAUGAAGGAACAGCGGGAGGAGUCACGGGAGUACAUCGAGCGGGACACGCAGGAGCUGGCCACCUUGCUGAGGGAGAAGACCCACCUGGAGGACCUGCAGGAUGUCUCGCUGCGAGAGUACCCACAGCAGGCCCCGCCCCACCCCCAGCAGCACCAGGGCCCCACUGUCCAGGACCCCUACAAGCACCUGACCCCCAAGGAGCGCAUGCGGAUCAGGAAGAUGCAGCUGGCUGACGAGAAGGCGCAGGUCAUCAGUGCGCAUGCAAGAAACAACCUGGUGGAGAACAUCCAGAGGAAGGAGGUACUGAAGGGGACGAUAGGGACCUUCAACCGGCCAGCCUGGCAAGGUGGACGAGGAGAGCAACAUCAACCGGUGCAUUACGGUGAGCGCUCACAGGGUUACAGCGAGGGGUCAUUCCGGGGCCGGCUACCAGCUACGUCACCAGACACCUAUUAUGAUGACAGUGGAGGGAUGGGGGACACUGUCAGUAACUGGGAGCGAGAGGACAUGGGCACUGUCCGAGAAGUUUCAUACCAUUCCUAUGAUGACAGGCCUGUCAAGCCAACAGUGUCUCCCAGUGCAUACACAAAGGAAGGUCCAUACCAAUCCUAUGACGAUAGACCCAUUAAGCCAGCUGUGUCACCUAACCCGUACAGUGAAGAAGGUAUGAGCACGCUGAAGGCACCGUCAGCAGGUGACAAUCGCCCCAUCACUCCCCUCAAGGAGAAGAUCAAUCUGGACGAUCCCAACAUCUCUCUUGCCACCCCGCCGGGCCUGAAACCACUCCAGAAGAAGAAGGAGCCAGCCAAAGGAAAACAGACACAGCAGUCCAAACCAGCCCCUCAAAAGUCGGCCAAGGGCGGCAAGCCAAGCCCACUCAACACCUCGCAAGGGGUCAAGCCCGCCAAGUCUCCAUCCUCGCCAGUUAAGAAGGCCCCUCCCAUGAACCCUACAAAGCGAGCCGCCCCGGCUAAAAAAGAGUUGGAAUCCCCCACCAAGGUGCUGUCCAGGGUCGCUGAGGCGAUCCCAGCCGAUGCAGAUGCUGCAGAGACCUACUACUCACAGCACGAAGACUUCGAGUCGGGCUCAGAAUCUGGAUCUGAUGAUGACGUGGGCUCCGACAUGGAUGAUGACUACGAUGCAUUGAUGGAGUGCAUGCAAAGUGCAUUGGAUACGGAUUCUGGAGAUCAAGGUGCAACCCUGAAAGACAACACUCUCAGUCCCUUCUCCCCAGCCAUGAGAGAGACCAAAAUCCGAAAUCUCAGAGUUGAGUGCGAACGCAAAAUCGGCAAGGAGUCUUUCAAGAAUGCGUACGCAUUCCUCAAGGCAGCGCGAUUCGGCGACAGAAGGUCGGCGGGCGAUACCACCAUGGAUGAGGGGGAGAUCAUGAAGGGGCUGAAGAAGUUUGUCAAGAACCCCAGUGACUGUUUCCUGAUUGACCAGCUGCUGUUCCUGGAGGAGCAGGCAUCCUUCGACAGAUAACAGGCGAGGGGCAGCGUGAUUUCUUUCCCUCUGGAUUUGGAAUGGCCAACACUUAUUCAGACAGACGCUCUGUCAAGAGUCACUAUUUCCAGAAGAACAAAUAGACCAGUUGCAAGUGAGUUGUAGGUAUGUCUGGCUCCCCUCCCGUUUGUCUCUACCUAAAAACCUGAGUGAAAUUUAUUUUUAAUGAGCUAUUCCUGAAAAUCAGAGAUUCGAAGUACAUGUACAGUGUACAUAGAAAAUUCCCAUUGAACAAGAGGUCACAUAAUGAGAUGAAUGUUGAGAUACUGGAAAAUUUGCCCAGCCAGUGAACUGAACAUAACACUUAAGAGUGUUUCCUUUGUAAAUCAUAUGAUGCAAGAUAUGGGGCGGAGAGAACCCCCUGCCUUUGUGUUGGUCAUUGUUUGAUCGGAAUCUCAGGAAU